Prunus armeniaca (apricot) is the source of this 603-nucleotide messenger RNA. The record is from the annotation of a GenBank genome assembly. Lineage: Eukaryota; Viridiplantae; Streptophyta; Magnoliopsida; Rosales; Rosaceae.
AUGGUAGGCAAGGUCGAAGUGGAAGCGAUUCCGGCGCCAAAUCCCCGAGGCCGUCACAUAAAGAAGAGGGCUCUUAAAAACAAAGCUCUCGCCGUCACGUUCAACGAGAAAGAUCUCAGCGAUUUUGUGUCUGGGUUUCACAAGAGGAAGAAGAAAAGGAGAAAGGAAGCCGAGAAGAAGCAAGGGGAGGCGCUACGGCGUAAGCGUCUUGAGCUGCGCAAAAAGAGGAGACUAGAAAAGGAACUGGCUCUUAAUGGUGACGCUCCCCCAGCCACUGACACAGCAGCUGAUGAGAGUGAUGAGUAUGACGAGGAUGAUGAAAGUAGUGAGCCAGCACUACCAGUUUCAGGUACAACGACUUAUGACAAUGGUGACAUGAAAGUCACUGUGACAACAAGCGAGAUCUCUCGAGAAGAGGAAAGUGAUUCAGAUGAAAAGACAGACACAGCAAUACCCCAAUCAGUUGGAGCUUCUAAAAAGCACAGUGUACCUGUGAGCAAGACGAAACCUUUGAAAAAAGUUGCAAAACGAAAAUCACGGCCCAAGCUGCAACGUAAAAGAGAUAAAAGGAAGGGACCGGAAAAGACCAAGAAGAGGCGCUAG